CACUCAUAGCCACCAUGAGCGAGUCCUUUGACUGUGCGAAAUGCAGCGAGUCCCUGUAUGGCCGCAAAUACAUCCAGACGGACGACGGCCCCUACUGCGUGCCCUGCUAUGACAAUACCUUCGCUAACACGUGUGCUGAGUGCCAGCAGCUUAUCGGGCAUGACUCAAGGGAGCUGUUCUACGAAGACCGCCACUUCCACGAGGGCUGCUUCCGCUGCUGCCGCUGCCAGCGCUCACUGGCCGAUGAGCCCUUCACUUGCCAGGACGGGGAGCUGCUCUGCAAUGACUGCUACUGCAGCGCCUUCUCAUCGCAGUGCUCCGCCUGCGGGGAGCCCGUCAUGCCUGGGUCCCGGAAGCUGGAAUAUGGAGGCCAGACGUGGCACGAGCACUGCUUCCUGUGCAGUGGCUGUGAGCAGCCGCUGGGCUCCCGUUCCUUUGUGCCCGACAAGGGUGCUCACUACUGCGUGCCCUGCUAUGAGAACAAGUUUGCGCCUCGCUGCGCCCGCUGCAGCAAGAGUCUCAAGCAGCCCCUUGACCCGCCAGACGGCGGGAUCAAAUCCACGAUCGGGGCGCCCUCCGGGGCAGCGCCCCCCGCCUCCCGCUCCCAGCGCGUCCCAGGUUAUCACGGCCGGGUUGGGCGGGGGCGAGGAGGCGGGGCCGGGAGCAGAGCGAGGAUUCGGCACCGGGCACGGCGGCUCACCUCAGCAGGCGGCAGGAGCAGGAAACCAGGCCGCGCGAUCCCCUCGGCGGCGGCUCGUACCUGCGGGCGGAGCCGAGCGGGGGCCGAGCGCGCCGCCGGUGAGGUGCCAGCACGCACGGACUGCGUGGGCGGUGGGGCUCAUUUAACCCCUCCCCGAGGAAGUGCGCGCAGAGACGCCCGCCGGACCCCGCCUCCGGCCGCCCCUGCCACAGAGUGCCGGACCCCGCCCAACCCCGCAGGCUAG
Molecule: messenger RNA, 944 nt
Organism: Puma concolor (puma)
Lineage: Eukaryota; Metazoa; Chordata; Mammalia; Carnivora; Felidae
Source: RefSeq, a predicted model, not a curated record